Closterium sp. NIES-67 is the source of this 285-nucleotide messenger RNA. The record is from the annotation of a GenBank genome assembly. Lineage: Eukaryota; Viridiplantae; Streptophyta; Zygnematophyceae; Desmidiales; Closteriaceae.
CACCUUUUGUACAGCAGCCGCAAUCGCAGCAUUUUCAGCAUCCUUUCUACAUCUUCGGUCGUUCCCCUGCUCAGCAACAACAUCAGUAGCAACAGCAACAACAGCAAUUCCAGCAACAGCAACAGCAACAGCAACAACAGCAACAGCAGCAACAGCAACAACAGCAACAGCAACAACAGCAACAAUAGCAACAGCCGAGUAUUAUUUUUCAGCCUCCAAAUUUACUUAACAGCACACAGAUUAAAACCACUAUACCAUUGAUCGGAGUCGACUUCUUCUCCUGGA